UCACGUGCUUGUGAAGUGAUUGACCACUCACGACUCACAUCAUGGCCGCCAUCGAUCCCAGAGUCGCCCAAGUACUGGACAGUCGACGGACAGAGCACGACUCAGAUGAUGAAGACGCGCUGAUUGCAGAGCUCGAAGAGGACGACGAUGGAGCCUUUUCCGCCCUUCGAGAGAAACGCCUCGAACAACUCCACGCCGAAGUCUCCCGUGCCAAACUCAUGAAGGAGACGCUCCACGGCACAUACAUGGAGAUCAAGGACGAAAGGCAACUCAUGGACAUUACCACCUCAACAAAGCUCUGCGUGGUACAUUUCAUGAAACCCGACUUCAACCGCUGCCGCAUCAUGGAUGAGAAAUUAAAAGUCCUGGCCGAAAAGCAUUUCGACACACGUUUUGUCAACAUCAAUGUCGAGAAUGCGCCAUUCCUGGUCGUCAAGCUGAAUGUCAAAGUCUUGCCUUGUGUCCUCACCUUCAAGGACGGUGUCAGCUCGGACCGAAUAAUUGGAUUCGAAGGCAUUGGCUGGAAACCGGACUCUUUCACAACCAGCGAGCUGGAGGCUCGACUGCUGGCUAGUGGCGUCCUUUUGCGGCCGAAGAUGACCGACGAC
Molecule: messenger RNA, 608 nt
Organism: Zymoseptoria tritici IPO323
Lineage: Eukaryota; Fungi; Ascomycota; Dothideomycetes; Mycosphaerellales; Mycosphaerellaceae
Exons: 1
Cellular component (GO): cytoplasm
Source: RefSeq, a predicted model, not a curated record